Protobothrops mucrosquamatus (brown spotted pit viper) is the source of this 831-nucleotide messenger RNA. RefSeq names its product inner mitochondrial membrane peptidase subunit 2 (gene IMMP2L). Lineage: Eukaryota; Metazoa; Chordata; Lepidosauria; Squamata; Viperidae. Gene Ontology annotation, biological process: mitochondrial respiratory chain complex assembly. The record is from RefSeq and is a predicted model, not a curated record. The coding region runs from base 1 to 309 and encodes 102 amino acids. The transcript is spliced from 3 exons. Gene Ontology annotation, molecular function: serine-type endopeptidase activity. Gene Ontology annotation, cellular component: mitochondrial inner membrane peptidase complex.
AUGGCACAAAUGCAAGGCUUCGGGAGAAAGUAUAUUAAAGCCUUUUUGAAAGGUUUUUUUGUUGCUGUUCCUGUGACUGUCACUUUCCUUGAUAGAGUGGCUUGUAUAGCGAGAGUAGAAGGGGCUUCAAUGCAGCCUUCACUGAAUCCAGUGGAACAGCAAGUAUCUGAUAUAGUGCUUUUAAAUCAUUGGAGUAUUCGGAAUUACAAAGUACAACGUGGAGACAUAGUUUCACUUGUGUCUCCAAAAAACCCAGAACAGAAGAUCAUUAAACGAGUGAUUGCUCUUGAAGGGGACAUCAUCAAGUAAGUAUUAUACAUUGUCAUCUCUGACUUUUGUGAGAAUAUUCUAGCACCUUUUUAGUAGAAUUUGAGUGGUAUCCCAGACAACCAUCAUUUUCUGUCACAUAUGAAUAUGUAUUACUAACGAAGUUACCAAUCUAUACUUUCUUAUUUUUUUUAAUGAGAAAGGAAGGAGUUUUAAGAUAAACACUGACAUUAUUGAAUCUGUCCAUGAAGAGAUGCAACUGUCCUGCAUCAGUUUAUUAAUUUGCAAUAUUACAAUCUUGCAAAUCUUGCAAAUACAUUACAAACUGCUUGGGUGAAUUUUGGCAGCUUUAGACUGAAAUAUAUAAAUAACUAUUAUAAUAAAAAUAUAAUGGAUAAAGUGAAUACACUUAAUCAGUGAUGGCUAGUGAAAUGAUUUGCAAAUAUCAACUACUGCCCCCUGCUUCAAGAUGACUGGAGUAGAAACAGAAUUAUCAUUUUUAUUUGUAAUAUAUGAAAGGUUGUAUUGUAUUCACCUCUAUAAAUCAGAACAAUAUAUAUUCAU